AUGAGCCUGAACAUCCCAGGAUUGCUGGUGAUGGUGCUCUUCUACCUGCUGGUGCUGGCCACUGGCAUUUGGGCUUCCAUGAAGUCCAAGCGGGCACCGAAGAGCAGCCAAACAGACCUGACAGAGACCACUCUGCUGGGCAACAGGGGGAUCAGCCUGGUGGUGGGAGUCUUCACCAUGACAGCUACAUUUGUUGGAGGGGGCUUCGUCGUUGGUAUGUCAGAGGCCGUGUACAAUCCAACUAUGGGACUGAUCUGGGCUGUUAUGCCAGUUACAUCAGCCAUGUCUUUUGUUGUCGGUGGACUUUUCUUCGCCAAGAGAAUGAGAGACAGAAAAUAUGUGACAAUGAUGGACCCUUUCCAGAUCAAGUAUGGAAAUGUAAUAAGUGGAGUUCUAUCUGUGGCACUGCUGAUAUCUGACAUCAUCUGGGUCACAGGAACUCUAAUUGGUUUAGGUGCAACAAUGAGUGUGAUCCUGGAUAUUUCCUACACUCUCUGCAUUUGGAUCUCUGCCACAGUAGCCAUUAUCUACACACUGCUGGGAGGCCUCUACUCUGUGGCCUACACAGACGUCAUACAGUUAACCCUCAUUUUUGUUAGUUUGUGGCUAUCUGUCCCCUUCGUCCUGAUGAACCCCCAUUCAGCUGACAUCACCAAGACCGCUUACAACUUUACCUACCAGGCUCCCUGGAUUGGUUCAGUGAAGAAAGAAAGAGCGUGGGUGUGGAUUGAUAAUUUCUUAUUAUUGGCUCUUAGUAACCUGGGAUAUCAGGACUUCCACCAGAGGACCCUGUCAGCUUGCUCUGGAGCCACAGCCAGGAUCACCUGCUUUAUUGCAGCUCCUCUCAUCUUCAUACUCGGAAUCCCAUCUGUGUUGAUCGGAGCAGUCGCAGCAUCAACAGACUGGAACGUGACUACAUUUGGCUCCCCGUCCCCAUACGAGCGUGGAGAUGCCAGUCAGAUUCUGCCCAUUGCUCUGCAGAACCUCACCCCAAACUACGUCUCCAUCAUCGGUAUCGGAGCUAUAGCUGCUGCCGUCAUGUCAUCAACAGACUCGGCUCUGUUGUCAGCCGCCUCCAUCUUCACAUCCAAUAUCUACAAGAAGAUCCUGAGGACCAAGGCAUCAGAUCGGGAGCUUCAGUGGGUGAUACGUGUGACAGUGGUGUUGGCGGGCUUGGCUGGCACAUCGCUCACCUUCCUACACAACAGUAUCAUGUUUUUCUGGAUCCUGGGCUCAGACAUAACCUACAGCAUUAUGUUCCCUCAGCUCGUCUGUGUCCUCUUCUUUAACAUCUGUAAUGGCUACGGCUCCAUCAUGGGAUUACUAGUCGGACUGUUGUUGAGACUGCUGAGUGGUGAGCCAAUGCUAGGCUUGCCUAUUGUUCUUCACCUCCCAGGUUGCACUCUUGAGGAGGGAGUAUAUGUCCAGCGUGCUCCUGUUAGGACCAUCUGUGUGUUGUCCACCAUCUUUGCCACUUUGAUAUUCUCCUACGUGGUUUUGCUGCUCUUCAAUAAAGAACUGAUCCCUGAGAGUUGGGACGUAUUUAAAGUAAAAACCCACAAACCACCACAGGAACAAAUAUUAAUGAGUAAUGGCACCACCAAAAAAGACGAGGAGGAGAACCUUGAAGUUCUGAAUGGGACUGAGUUAAUUUUGAUUUGGAAUCAAGAAUCGCUUAAAAGGUAUUAAAGAUGUUUGAUUGUUUGUUAAUAUGUUUUGAAUUCUCUGUAAUAGGCUAGAGUCACCAUCCCCUGUGAUGACUCGCCUGCCCACUCCCACAACUUUCCAUCAAAGGGAAAACUGUGGUGAAGGCCAACCAACAGAGCACAGACUGGUAGAGUGUUAUAGACCAACUAGCAGUAAAUGGUGCAGUGCAUCCGCGAGCACUAGGUCUCAAAUUUUCACACAAACCUGUUAUUGAUUACAUCAAAUGCCACAUAUGGCCUGGUUAAAAAUUUUACAUUAACCACGCGGCUGGUCGGUUUCGUUUUGCAGUCCAUCACAAGAAGUAUGCUGAGAUGACCAUUGUUGGCUAAAGCGGUUAGCUCUCAAUGGCCACACACAAGGCUAGUCUGUCUCAAUUGCAAUUGGAACAGACAGGAUAAACCUGGGACAUGUGAUCACAGUGAGAGUACGUCUUUCCCUCCCACUGCGUACAAGCCUUUUCCAUCUAUUCCAAAACCAAUCACCAUAAAGAGGUUAUGACGAUUUUGUAGACAAAGGAUCCUAAUUGUUAACAAAGGUUAAAAGAGAGAUGAAUAUCUCUCCCAUGAUUCAUGGUGAAAAACAGUGCACUUGACCGACUUGAAACUGACGACACUGAGAUGACAGAGCCUCACUGACUGAAAAGGCUCUCUACAGUCCGCCGUACUCGGGGACUACAAAGACCUGACCUUUGACCUGCGUUCUCACUUAGGUGGCUGACAAGAAGACAGGUACCUGACCUGUUCUGACACAUCUGGGGGGGAAACCAGAUGCCUGGUGCUUUGUUGUCCUGCUUAUUGUUUUUGUUGCUUAUUUUACACUGAACUACAUGUUUGUGUGUCUGCACCCAUUUGCUGCCCUUUAAUGAUAAAAUGCACACUAACAGAUUCCCACAGGAGAAGCCAGAACGGAUGCUGCCAGCUCAUUCCAUGUUGUUGAAUGUUAUUGUUUAACCCUUUCAAAACAUGGACAUGGUUGCUGGACUAACAGAUUUGAAUAAUAUUUGUGAAUAACAGUUUUAAUGCUUUAACUGUUUUUUUGUAAAGUUUUUCCUUUAACUAUUUGAUAUUGCCUACGGUGAAUGGAUGAUUAACAAGGGUUAACACUAACAUCUUAAAGUAUGAGGUUGAAUCUGCUUUGAGACUAGACUUAGCAGCUGAUGGUAAACUGUGUUUUUGGACGUGGUGUUAUGCAAGUAAGAAGACUCACUCAGAGAGGGUGAGACUGGUUUAGAACAUGCUACUGUCUAGCCAGAGCUAUCUCAGAGAGAUUGUGGAAGCAAAACAACUACGGACCAACUCAAAAUCUCCUGCUGUAGUAAUCUGUGUCUUUCCUACAGGUCCAGAUGUGAUCUUAUGGUGAAUUGCACUAAUACUAUGUGAAUAAAUGAAAUGCUGUCUUGUAAUUGUUGGCAUGUUAAGUAAAAAGGUUAAAGUUUUCCAUAAACAGGAGGCCAGAGCGGUGGCCAAAGCCCUAACAAGCCUAACUGAAAUUCAUUUUCCUUCCUGAGUGAAAGCAUCAGCAACUUAACAGAGUGCUGGUGCAGUAAAAUGGUAACAGUAUGACAAAAUGUUUGGUGAAGCAAUACAUGUGUUUUUCCCAUAUGCGCAAGCGACAUUGCCUUCACAGCUGCCCUUUGUAGCCACGGCUACUCUCCCUCACUUAGAGCCAGGGAGUUGUGUACUCAUCAAGGGCCACAGGUUCUCCUUUAAUUGGUUUUCGGGGUCCUUUCCAAGUGCUUUUAACCACCGAAACCGCAGUGAAAGUCAUGGGAUGGGAUACCUGAGACUACGCUUGCCACUCUAAGUCUAUCCCGGAGCCCUGCGACGAUGUUGAGCCUCCAUCCACAUCCAAACUCAACCGGCUCGAGCUCAGCAGACCAGACGUGCUAAGGACUGUUAGGAGUGUGGUUUUUGUGUUCAUGUCUUUCCUGUUUGAGUCUGUUUUGGGUUCUGUGUUUCUCUGUGUAGUCUUGUUCAGUUGGUUCCUAGUCCUGUACAUUAGUUAAUGUCUUUUGUGUUUACUCCUGGUCUUGUGUUCCUGGUUUUGUCUUGUGUAUUCCCUUGUUCAUUUGCUGGUUCUGUUUAGCCCAUACUUGUGCAUUCUUGGUUAUUCACCCAUGUCUGCUUGUCUAAGUGUUCUCUCUGUUACCCCCUGUUGUGCCUGCCUGCAUCUCUGUUUUCCUGCUGUCUCUCUGCCUCCCUCGUUAGCCUCAUGUCUGUCACCUGUGUUGCUCCCGCCCUGCUCGUUAGUCUGUGCGUAUAUAUAUACCUGGUGUUUCUGUUGUGUCUUUGUCUGGUCAUUGUUCAUGUUACCCCCCAGUCUGUUGUGUGUAUACUCUCUGCCUUCCUGUACCCAGCCUUGCCGUCCACCUGCAUCCAACUCGACCACACUGAUACCUCAUAGUCUUAACAGAUCAAAGCGAGCAGUAACACCACUGAGCUUCCCCGGGGGGGAACGCCUGGUACCGAGUACUGAAUAGUUCUGUGCAUGCCACUGUAAAUUCUAGUUGCUAUGCAUGCAUGACCGGGAAGCUACGCUUUAGGCAGUUGCCACUGCCUUACACAGCCUGAGCGGAAUGCUCACAUGUAGUUUCCAAAUUUAAACCUUUCCCACUCUCCGACGCCCGCCAGACCCCGGCUGGGGCUGGGAAUGCAUGCUCACAUGCGACUACAGUCGACAUGGCCCUGUUAGAAACUUACGCUAAAUAUCCACUCCUUGCCCACGCAAGCACCGCCACACCAACUCCUCAAAACACCACUGUAGCAACAGAUGUCAAAUUUAGAUGUUUUCACCGAGGUGAGACUCAUUCCAAGGUCACGGCUGGUCAGUCGUGGGGCAUUUCCCUGGUGUGUGCUCACACACCUGGGACUGCAAAGUAGACAACACCACAGACUGCCACACUGCAUACAAGCCUAGCGCUGAUAUGCUAUUAUACCAAAUCUGUGCCAUCCCUGACCUGUACUGGUCCUGUGGGAGUGGACGGCUGUACCAAACUCAACGCCGGGAGGAUGGAGAUGUACAUGCGUGAGUAGUAUUGGCAUUGGAUGUCCUUAUUAUGCCAUACGAAGCCUCACAGGCAGAAAUGCUCCAGCCCAGACUUUUCCUCCAUUGAUCCUAAUGUGUUGGAGGCCAUCGGGGAGCCCUGAGGGGUCCCAAAUGAGUUUAAAGAAAAAUCAAAUCGCGACUGUGUUUGAAUCAAGUCUCUGAUGUGGGUGUACAAUUAACAAAAGAUGGAGAAUGGUGGAUACUUUAAUUACAAUCAACUGUCAAAGCUUGGGACUGUUGAAUAUUGAGAUAUUAACAUGUGAUUGUCUUGUCUGAAAGACUAAUUGAAUUCAUUUUAAGGAAUUAAUCCACAAAUAAAGACCAAACUCUUUAUCAAUUUCUUUCCGGUGAUAGGACCAUUAGAUUGGUGAGUAAUGCACACACUUGGAAAAGCUUUUAUCUGAUGGAACCAGGCAACAGUUUUUCAAAACAAAGGUCUCAGACAUAAAAGUAGUCCUGCAAAGAAACAUUCACACCUGCAGCUUUCGUAGAUGUCCCUGUUUUAUCCCACAAAUUAAUCUAGGAGACAUUAUAGAUACCACGCUAUGUUAGUUAUGAAUAUGUGAUACAUGUUGUUGUACAUAUUGUUAUAGAUAUGUAUUGUGUUUUUAUCCUUAACCUUUCCUCUCCUAUACUCCUUAUGUUGGUCUGUCCACAUUUACUAUGGUUUAGGUCAGAGCUGUGAGAUGG
Molecule: messenger RNA, 5442 nt
Organism: Micropterus dolomieu (smallmouth bass)
Lineage: Eukaryota; Metazoa; Chordata; Actinopteri; Centrarchiformes; Centrarchidae
Product: high-affinity choline transporter 1-like
Exons: 9
Coding region: 1-1689 (562 amino acids)
Biological process (GO): transmembrane transport; choline transport; acetylcholine biosynthetic process
Cellular component (GO): plasma membrane
Molecular function (GO): choline:sodium symporter activity
Source: RefSeq, a predicted model, not a curated record